CAUAAAUCAGCGAUCAAAGGUUCUUGCUCAAAAAAAAAAAAAAAAGCGAUCAAAGGUUCCAAAUAUGUGCAAGGCAAGUGCAUGAAAGAAUACUGUUUAUGUAAAGGAAGGACAGGGGAGCUCAGGUGCAGGGCCACAUACGCGGUUUCAGAACAACCAUUACUAUCAAUAGCACAUCCCCACUUUUCCCCUUUCUUUGACCCACUUCUUUAUAAUUGCACCUCUCUUGUGAGCAUCAGAAGAUGACUUCUUCCAUGGACUUACAAGGAGCUUCUUUAUCGCUCUCGUCUUCUUCUUCUUCCAUCUGUUCGUGGACUCACGAUGUAUUCUUGAGUUUUAGAGGUGAGGAUGUUCGCCAAAAAUUUAUUUCUCAUCUAUACCAUGCUUUGCAUCAUAGGGGAAUCAAUACUUGCAUAGACAAGAAUCUUGAAAGAGGAGAAGAGAUUUCGCCGGAAAUUUUCAAAGCUAUUGAAAGAUCAAUGAUUUCUAUCAUUGUACUCUCUAAAAACUAUUCAGAGUCCAGAUGGUGUUUAGAUGAGCUACUAAAGAUCCUUGAGUGUAAGGAAAAUGUAAAACAAAUUGUCCUACCCUUGUUUUACGAUGUAUCUCCAUCAGAAGUACGACAUCAAAAAGGAAAUUUUGGAGAAGCAUUUGCUAAACUUGGAUGUAAGAUCAAGGAUGAAGUAAAGGUUACAAAGUGGAAGGCAGCUUUACAAAAAGUAGCCAAUUUUUUCAGAUUCACAUUAGGGGACAGGAAUGAAUCAGAGUUUAUUGAGGAAAUCAGUAAAUGGGUGGACUCAAUAAUGGUGAAUCGUACAUUUCUUAAUGUUGCAAAGUAUCCAGUUGGAAUAGAGUCACGUGUACGAGACAUUUAUCAGCAUUUAAGUAUAGGAAGGAAUGAUAUUAUAUGCAUGGUAGGGAUAUUUGGAACCGGUGGAAUUGGUAAGACAACUAUUUCAAAAGAGAUCUAUAACAGGAUUUCUUAUCAAUUUGAAGGAAGUUGUUUCUUGAAAAAUAUUAGAGAAACUUCAAAAGCAGGUGGUCUGAUCCAGCUGCAAAAAACACUUCUUUAUGAGAUUUUGGGAAUAAGUUUGGAUUGUCAUGACAUUGACAGAGGCAUCAAUGUGAUUAGGCAUAGACUUUGCUCUAAAAGGGUUCUCCUAAUUCUUGAUGAUGUGAAUGAAUUGGUCCAACUAGAAACAUUAGCUGGAGCUCUUGAUUGGUUUGGUUCAGGAAGUAGAAUCAUCAUAACAACAAGAGAUCAACAUUUAUUAAAUUUCUCUAAAGCUGUUUCAAAAUAUGAGUUGAAGAUUUUGGCUAAAGAUGAAGCUCUUAAGCUCUUUAGCUUGCAUGCUUUUGAGAAAGAUGAACCGCUUGACAAUUAUGUAGAACUCUCUAAACAAGUAUUGCAAUAUGCUCAAGGUCUUCCACUUGCUUUAACAGUGAUAGGUUCAACUCUAAAAGAUCGAAGCAUUCAUCAAUGGAAAAGUGUAUUGAAUAAAUAUAAACAAAUACCCGAUGUAAAUAUUCAAAGUGUACUUCGAGUAAGUUAUGAUGGAUUGGAAGAUAAUGAGAAGGACAUGUUUCUUGAUAUUGCAUGUUUCUUCAAAGGAGAACCUUUGGCUGAUAUCAUUAAAAUAUUUGACAAUUGUGGUUUCUCUUCUGAUUAUGGUAUAUGGAGGCUUGUAGACAAGUGUCUUAUCACUGUUGAUGAGUGGAAUAAAAGUGUUUGGAUGCAUGACUUGCUACAAUAUAUGGGUCGAGAAAUUGUUCGACUACAAUCACCAAAAGAACCUGGCGAACGUAGUAGAUUAUGGUUUCAUGAGGAUGUUCGUCACGUGUUGGAAGAAAGUAUGGGUACAAACAAAAUCGAAGGCAUUAUAGUAGAAAUGCCCAAAGGUGAAGAAAUGAUUAUUUCGAGUCCCGAAGCAUUUGUACAGAUGAAAAGACUUAGAGUGUUUAUCAAUCGUAAUGCAAGUUUUUCAAAUGGACCUAAUUAUCUCUCCAACGAGUUGAGAGUACUUGAUUGGUUUGAAUAUCCGCUACAAUCUUUGCCACCCAAUUUUCAUGGAAAUAAACUCAUUAUCUUUAAAAUGCGUGGUAGCUUCAUCAAGGAGUUAAGCUUCAUCAAGUUCAAGAAUGUGACAACUAUGGGUUUCAAUGAUUGUAAUUUGUUAACCAAAGUCCCGGAUCUUUCAAGCAUGCCAAAUUUGAAGGAAUUGAUUGUUGAAAAGUGUACAAGUUUAGUUGAGGUGCACGAUUCUGUUGGAUCCUUGGAUAAUCUUUUAAAAUUGAGUUUUCGUGAAUGCUCUAACCUCCAAAUAUUUCCAAGAAGACUCAAGUUGAGAUCUUUACGCGACCUUAAUCUUUGUGAUUGCCCAAACCUUCGUGAAUUUCCUGAAAUUGGUUGUGAAAUGAAGUAUUUACAUUCAUUACAUCUACUUCGCACCGCAGUGGAAGAACUACCCAUAUCUAUUAGGAACCUCACUGGACUUGAUGUUUUAUUUAUAAAUGGCUGUAAAAACCUUGUGCGUCCCCCAACUAACAGCAUUCUUGUACUGCAAAAUUUACGCACGCUUGGAAUUGGUGGUCCAACGGUGGAAGACCAGAUUUUAUUGAGGGAAGAAAAACUCCUUGAAUUCGUUGGAAUUGCCGCAUCCGACGAAUUCAAGCAAUGCAUUACAAGUGUUGAAUCUUCCAAAUUGUCCCCAAACAGAAUCGAGUUUCUUUCCAAAAUCAAGUUUAUUUACCAAGUUUAAUUCCUCGGCCACUUUGAACAGGUUAAUUUUAUCGGAAAUUGAGAUGGUUAGCCUUCCCACGUGCAUCGAAGGAUUUGUUGCACUCAGUGAACUCUACUUGCGGGAUUGCGAGAAACUUGAAGAAAUUUUAGAACUUCCACCAAAUAUAAAAAGUGUAGAUGCAACGGGAUGCAUGUCGUUACAAAGAUUUUCCGAAGUAUCAAGAAUAUUGAAAUUCAAUGGAAGCCACAUCAGGUCGCUAAGAAUGAUUCAAUUGGGUGGAUGCGAAAAAAUGCACGAGGAGAUUUGGAAUUAUAUAGUGCCAAAUCCUUUACUGUGGAAGAGACAUUAUAAGGCCACUGCAUUAUUGGAAAAUGAGAUUCCAGAGUGGUUUCGGUAUCAGAAAGAAUUUUUAGAAACUGAAAUUGUCAAGAGUGGGAAUGAUUGUGGUUUCCAACUGAGGAAAAAUGAGGAAUGAGUAAUAAAUAUUGAGGGGCCACACUAUUUGGAAGAUAUAAGUGGGAUUGUAGUAUAUGCCCUUGUGUUUUAUAAAGAAGCUCGGGAAAGUACAGAUUUUAUUUAUGAUGCUGAGAUAACCAGUAACAACUCCAAUCAUGUUUGCCGUAUCGAUUUUAAUGAAGUGGUCAAUUUGAUUAAUAUUGAUGGUACGGGUGGAAGCGGAUAUGAUGUAAAGGUGGGGUACUCCGAUUUAGAAUCAUUUGAGCUAAAGGUUUUGGAUAAUUUGAGAGUUCACCUUCGUCCUGAUCCCGAUGUUUGGGAUCCUUAUCAUUUGUUGGUACCCUUUUAUAGAAGUUGCGGAGUCAAUGUUGUAUACAAGCACGAGAGCAGAGCACAUAAAAGAAGAAAAAUGGAUUGAAUUAUUUUGGGAUUUUCAGUACUCUUGGAAUCCAAUCCGUAGCCUUACACAAAAGAAAAGAGGGAUUCUUAAACUGGGGGCAUCAAACUUCCAAAUUUGGUGGAGAAAACUGGGGGCCUCAAACUUCCAAAUUUGGUGGAGAAAGACUAUCAUGAUCCAAAGAAGGAGAUCCGAAUAUCAUGUAUGGUUGGGGAACACCAAUGUAGCAUCUUUUGGGCUAAAGGUUUUGGACAAUUUGCAAGUUGGAUUUUAUCCCAAUGAUAAUCCAAGGAGGGGUACCAUUUUAAGCCAAUGUGGUAUACAAGCAUGAAAGGAGACCAAGUAAAAAAUAGAAAAAUGGAUGAAUUCGAUCUUCCAUGAAGUCCUCAACAAAUGAACCCAAGUCGCCCCUCUGUCGCUACUAUUUCUUUUGGUUGGAAUAUCUUCAUCUAUCUUCAACUUUGAAUGACCUUGGAAUCCAAUUGGAGUCAGAGCUUGACUUAGAAUCAAACACAACCGAUUAUUUGCGAUGGAUGAAUGACUUAUACGUUUAAAAGAGCUGAAUCUUAAGACCACUCCACUACUGCCAUGUCAUCCAUCUCUCUCUCUUUCUGUCACUCUUCUUUGGUUAUUUAUACAGUUGAACAAUUUGGAGUUAGCCUUCAACCUUGCUAAAAAUGGAGAAUCUUCCUGCUACCAAUUAGCUUGUAAUCUUUUCUCUUCGAUCAUUUACUUAUAACCAUUGGUUUGUUUCUUGGAUUUUGAAUUUAAGUGUUGUGCUGCCCUGAAAAGUUUCUUAUUACAACAAGUAUCUGCUAAAAACGCUCAUCGACACCUAUUUAAUAUCUCAUUUUCAGUCUAGAUAGAUCGAAACACUAAGAAAUUACUUCAGAAUUAUGAGUGAGAUCCAUGAUAUUGAGGCAGUUUGGCAAUAGAGAUGCAUUUUUCUUGGGUUCAUCUCUUCUGAAAUCAACAUUAUUACUCCACAUUAAAAGGCAGCGCUAUUCUCAUGGAUUGAUAUGCAUAAUGCAUAUUUCUUGUAAUUUCUUUGUAUUUUGUGUUGUUUUCUACAUAAAUGCACCUAGACUCCUUUAAACACCCGUAUAGUAUAUAUAUGAAAGACAAUCAGAACAAGGGCUUCUUAUGUCUUUUUGAGAAAGUUCUUUUUCAAUACCUAAACUUGUUUAUAUCUUCCUCAAGCACAAACAUAGCAUGUUUGACAAGCCAACUUUACACCCAUUUACACGAAUUUGAACUAAAGUCCUUCUGCAUAAAACAACUAUGGAUACCGGAUAUCAGUAAGCUCCAUUUGGAUGUUGAGCUGAAUUGAGAUGAGUUAAAUUCUUUAUGAAUAGUAGUGAGUUGAGAUAUUAGAGCGAGUUUUAUGGGGCUCGCCUCAGAUGAGUUUAUAUGUUUAGAUAUUAAAAUGAGUAGAUGUAUUUAUGAGAAGUUAAGAAAGGUUGUGGGUCACACGUGUAAAGAUGUGUUGAGUUGAAAAAAAUUGUAAAUUCCACUUGUAAAGAGAUUUUGAGUUGAGUGAUAUUUAGUGACUUGAGAGUUAUAUAUUUGGAUGUUAGGAUAGGUCGAAAACAGAACCCAAUUGAGAUGAGUUGAGCUCAUUCAAGGAUCCAAAUGAAGUCAAGUUGCGUUUGGGUAGUGAGUUAAUUUCAUAUAUUCUGUGAAUAG
Molecule: messenger RNA, 5280 nt
Organism: Juglans regia (Persian walnut)
Lineage: Eukaryota; Viridiplantae; Streptophyta; Magnoliopsida; Fagales; Juglandaceae
Product: disease resistance protein RUN1-like
Exons: 7
Coding region: 243-2759 (838 amino acids)
Biological process (GO): signal transduction; defense response
Molecular function (GO): ADP binding
Source: RefSeq, a predicted model, not a curated record